AUGGGAAUACUUGGAGCAUUUGUUUCCUGCGGUUGUUUGAGGGGCACAAGGGCCGCCGUAGAGCCAGCCAAACGGCACGCUGUGAGUGUUGAAGCUUGUGGAAGAAAGGUCCUUAAAAAGCCACCGACAGAGAAUGCCACCAAAAUUGAGCAAAACCUAAACACAUGUGAAACUGGGCAGCUGGCAACUCAAUCAGUGCCUCGAGAGCCCACAACCAAUCCUCGGCUUAAAACCGAAGAGGAACGAGCAAAUUCCACAACCAAUCCUCGGCUUAAAACCGAAGAGGAACGAGCAAAUUUAGCACCUGAGUUGGCUGCAACAAGUACGGGAGAAACUCAAGAGAACGGAGUACCUAAACUGCAAGUAGUCGUCACCCACCAUCAUAAUGCAGCAGAAGAAAUGCCUACUGAAGCUCCGCUUUCCUCACCGCAGCAAGUCUCCACAGGCACCCCCACAGCUUUGGAGGAAAAGUUCAAAGGUGCCUACACGGGUGGUGGCAGGACCUCUCGAGACACACCACCGGACCACGAAAGUAGAGCUUCGUCCUCUUUAGUUUCUAUGACAUGCUUGACGUCCACAAGCGGCGGGGACGAAGACAGUCGGAUUGUUGUUUCGUCUCUGCCAGCUCCCCAAAGCUUGGGAAGCGACACAGAAAACGCUGAGCAAGAGUCAGGGGCCAAAACGGAACAGGAAGAAAGUUCGAACUGCUCUCCUACUGGUAGCGCUGCGGUCGAGGGAGAGAAGGCAGAGACAGUCCCUAAUGAAGGCGGAAAUGUCGGCUGUGCAAACUCAUCAGCUGAAGCCAGCAAAGAAACAGACACAAAAGCUGACAAUGAGACUGUGGAAUUGUUGGGGAAGAAAUCCAUCGAAAAUAAAACUUUUGACGACUUAAAACAACCACAAGAUGCUAGAGAGGAACUAGAAGGGCAAGCUCGCGAUGAAAUGCAUUCUGGGGAUGGGAAUGACCAGCCCCAGUGCGAACGAGAAGCGGCGCCCGCUGAGAGCAAGUAUACAGUGUCAUCAGCUGUAGCGGAAGAUGCUACUUCCGACAGUAAUGUGAAUGAUAGGAAUUCAGGCAGCGGGGACCAGGGGGAGGACACACUGGCUUCUGAAAGCAUAGAGAAAGGAAAGCCACGCACGCUCUCUUCACGGAAGUUUAAGAAGAAGAAAACGAGCAAGGCAAGGGGAAAGAGACGCCAUGGGAAGACAGGCAGGCGUUAG
Messenger RNA from Eimeria necatrix, 1221 nucleotides. RefSeq lists its product as hypothetical. Bases 1 to 1221 code for a protein of 406 amino acids. The transcript has a single exon. The record is from RefSeq and is a predicted model, not a curated record. NCBI's taxonomy places the organism in Eukaryota, Apicomplexa, Conoidasida, Eucoccidiorida, Eimeriidae.